AUGUUCGGAAGCGGCAAGAAGAACUACUUCGGCCUACGUGGCACGCGACUCCAAGUUGCUGUGGGCGUUCUGGCUGGUCUUGACUUCCUCUUAUUCGGAUAUGACCAAGGCGUGACUGGUGGUUUGCUGACGCUGGAGAGCUUCCGUUCGACAUUCCCACAGAUCGAUCAGUACGAGGAUGGCAUUUCUGCCGCUGAGAAGAGCGCCCGGUCCACAUACGAAGGCAUCACUGUGGCUAGCUACAAUCUAGGAUGUUUCAUUGGUGCUGCGGCAUGCAUCUUUGUCGGGAAUAUACUCGGUCGACGCAAGACCAUCUUCGUCGGGACGUGUAUCAUGAUUGUGGGAGCAAUUCUGCAAUGCACGUCCUACGAGCUCCCGCAGUUCAUUGUCGGAAGGAUCAUUACUGGUAUCGGCAACGGUCUCAACACCAGUACGGUGCCCACUUGGCAGAGCGAAUGCUCGCGAUCUCACCGCCGUGGUCAGCUGGUCAUGAUUGAAGGCGCUCUUAUCACGUGCGGAGUGAUGAUUGCUUACUGGAUUGACUUUGGCUUGUAUUUCACAGAUCCAAACCCAGUAGCAUGGAGAUUUCCGCUCGCUUUCCAGAUCUUCUUCUGCAUUCCCAUCGUCUUACUCGUACUGCAGCUGCCAGAAUCACCACGCUGGCUCAUUCUCAAAGGGCAUGAAGACGUUGCAGUCAAUGUUCUUGCUGCGCUCAAUGCCAAAGAGCCUGACAGUACAUACGUACAGAACGAGUUCUUUGCCAUUAAGGACACCGUGCUCGAGGCUUCGAAGGGCUCUUUCAAGGAUCUCUUCACAAUGGACGAGUACCGCCACUUCCAUCGUACCGUACUGGCAUAUGUGAAUCAGAUGUUUCAGCAGAUCAGUGGCAUCAAUCUCAUCACUUACUACAUUCCGACCGUCCUGCAGAACGAAGUCGGCCUAUCCGCGUUCAACGCCAAGCUGAUCGCCGCCUGCAACGGCACCGAAUACUUCAUGGCGUCCUGGAUAGCAGUAUUCACCAUCGAGAAGGUGGGCCGGCGCAAGCUCAUGAUCUUCGGCGCUGCCGGCAUGAGUAUCUGCAUGAUCGUGCUCGCAAUCACAGGUUCAAUCGGCACCUCCAAGUCCGGCAUUGCAGAGACGGUCUUCCUGUUCUUGUUCAAUACCUGCUUCGCGAUCGGAUGGCUCGGGAUGACUUGGCUCUACCCUGCGGAGAUCGUCCCGCUGAAGAUUCGUGCUCCAGCGAACGCGGUCAGCACGACUGCGAACUGGAUUUGGAACUUCAUGGUCGUAAUGAUCACCCCCGUCGCCUUCUCCACCAUCGGCUACAAAACCUACAUCAUCUUUGCCGUCAUCAACGGCGCCCUCAUCCUGCCUGUCACCUACUUCUUCUAUCCUGAGACAGCAUAUCGGUCGCUCGAAGAAAUGGAUACGAUCUUCACGAAGACCAAGAGUGUCUUCAGCGUGGUCAAAAUCGCCAAGGAAGAGCCAUAUCGUUAUGACAAGAACGGCGACGUGCUGAUCGACUACACGGACACAGCGGAGCACGGGCGGAGGAAGAGUAGUGCGACAUAUGCGGAUGUGCCGAGGAGAAUGAGUCGGGCUAGUGAGAAAGAAGGAACUGAUCAUCGUGUGUGA
Molecule: messenger RNA, 1635 nt
Organism: Cyphellophora attinorum
Lineage: Eukaryota; Fungi; Ascomycota; Eurotiomycetes; Chaetothyriales; Cyphellophoraceae
Product: Sugar transporter STL1
Exons: 5
Coding region: 1-1635 (544 amino acids)
Biological process (GO): transmembrane transport; carbohydrate transport
Cellular component (GO): membrane
Molecular function (GO): carbohydrate:proton symporter activity
Source: RefSeq, a predicted model, not a curated record